Paramecium sonneborni is the source of this 365-nucleotide messenger RNA. NCBI's taxonomy places the organism in Eukaryota, Ciliophora, Oligohymenophorea, Peniculida, Parameciidae. The record is from the annotation of a GenBank genome assembly.
AUGGUGACAAAAGAAAUCUGUUUAGUAAAAAGAUUAAUUUAGGUUAUUUCUGUUGAGUAGGAAACCAUGUAAAAAUUUUUAAUAAAUAUAGGUUUGGGUCCCAUUUUGAAUGCUUACCUAUGACAGUCAGUUAAAGGCUAAGUAUUUAAACUGUUCCAAAUUAUGUGGUCAAAUUGUGCUCUUGCCUGCUUUUAUUCUUGAAUUAUUCAUUCUAAUUGUCAUAACUUUUCUUUUCAGUUUCAUGCUGUAAAAUAUCUUUAAAAGAAUCAAUAUAUUUACUUAUUUGUUGCUUGGUUAAUUAACUUGAAAUGCACAGAUAAGUUUUAUUUAUCUGUUGUUCUUAAUUUUUAUACGAGUUUAGCUGA